This is a messenger RNA of Aphanomyces astaci, 2055 nucleotides long. RefSeq lists its product as hypothetical. Bases 21 to 2027 code for a protein of 668 amino acids. The transcript has 9 exons. Lineage: Eukaryota; Oomycota; Saprolegniomycetes; Saprolegniales; Verrucalvaceae. The record is from RefSeq and is a predicted model, not a curated record.
UGGCGACAACAACUUGCACAAUGGAGGCAUUCAACGAUCACAUUGGGUCGUUCUACGAAGCCUUGGCAGAGGACAAGCUGGACCAGUUGGCUGAUGCACUGCUGAGUCUCCGCGAUGCUGCAGCUACGCUACCGAUGGAGGACCCCGCGACCGUUGUCUUGCAGGAAAUGCUCAACGAUUGCGAGAACAAAGCGAGUGCAAAGGGACAGCUUGCAUUGUCCAAGCUCCACGCCCUCGUGAGUACGUUGAACGCGUCGCUCGGUCGGAAAUCGAACGACGACACAGUCCUUCAAUACGAACGGCUCGACUCUCAACUGCGCACGGUCAUCAACACAUUCUACACGUCGUAUGCCCUGAGCCCGUCGCCAGCCAACGCCUCGUCCCUGGCCGUGUUGGUGGAGUACGUCGACGCAGAGUUCAAGCAACGCGCGAGUUUGCGCGUGGACUCGCUAGGGAAACUCAAAGCGGCGGCACCUGUCAACGGCCACGGGUACAUCGAUCGGUCCGUGCACUUGGAGGCGCUCAAUGGCUUGGUCCAUGAUGUAUCGUUUGUCGUGAGCCUCGUGGAGGAAGCCAACGUGUCCGACUUGGCGAUCGUGUUUGCGCCGAUCCACGCGGCCUUUGUACGUGGGGUGCUGGACAUUCUGGCGCUGUACGCGGCGGACGCGCGGCUCGCGGCAUGGGAGAAGAAGGUGUCCUUGCGCAGUACCAGUCCCUCGAACGACCUAGACGACGUCGAAGCCGACGAGAGUUUGCAAAUGGUCGACCUCUUGCUCGAAGAAUUGGCGUGCAUCUUGCAGCUGUGCUUGCAUUAUUCCGCGUAUGCUGCGUCCUUUUUAGUAGACCAGCGCGGCGGGAGUGGGGACGGUGGCCUGUCUCAAAAGGUGCACGAGCUGAAUGGGGUGUACUUGCUGCUCGAACGCUUUUACAUCUUUCAAACGAUGCACAAAGCCGUGAUGAUUGCCGAACCGCAGCAAAUCGAGCCAAAUGUCUAUGCUAUUAGCACGGUCGAAGACGCGUCGUUUGUCCUGGACAAAGCCUUCACACGGGCCACGCAAAGCAAGAACUACCAUACGGUACUGUCGGUCGUGAUUGCAAUCGUGGAAUCGCUUGAACGGACAUACAUGCCGUCAAUCUUGGACUUGCCGCGCCGGAGCUUCGACAUGCCAUUGCCCGUGACAUCCCCCACGCAUCAUGCCAAUGACUCGUCCGCGGAGCUAUCGACGGACGACUUGAGCUUUUCCGACGCAUUGCUGCAAGCCGUGGACGCCGACUUAACCCACCAGUUGCAAGUCGACGCCAAGAUGAUGAUGGCUGUCGUGUCGGCUUAUAUGAGCUGGGAGUAUGUGGGGAAAAUCCACGUUCGGAUCACAGAGACCCAGGCGUCGCACUUCGCGGCGCUGCCGUCCCUGCUAGAGUGCCUGCCGAAACCCCUGAGCGAACUGCAGCUCGAAUUCCACCAAGUGUUCACCUCGGGCCUCCACGCGCUAUACGCCCGCGACUUGCAGCCCAAGAUGGACAUGCGGUUCCACCAGUCUGUGCUGCAGUGGCAGUACGAACUGUCGCUCCAAGCGUAUGACUACUUGGAAGUACAUGGGUCGCCACUGGUCGCCCUCGUGCAAUCGAUGCUCAAGGACAAAACAUUGCGGCGAUUUCGACGGGGCCUCAGUCCCCCCACGUUUGAAUUGAUGUGGCGCCAAGUGGUUCGGGACAUGUGCGACUGGAUCGAGCGCGGCGUGACCCAGAAAACGUUCAACGACGUCGGGGCCAUGCAGUUGGAAAAGGAAGUGCGCCACCUGUCGGUGCUCUGUGGCCACUUUCCAGCGGCGAGCGACGUCAGUUUGCGCGCAGAGUUUACGCGCCUCGACCAGAUUGUGCUGUUGGUGAACUUGGCAAAGGCAUCGGACGUGUUGGAGUACGACAGCAUCCGAGAUCACAUGCCCCGCAAUGAAAUCGAGGCGCGACUUGCGCUGCGCUUCCGCUCCGACAGCAUCCAGCGGGUCAUGCAUCAGUUAAAACUAACCUAACCAAACGCCCCAGUGGGCAAAUUCAUCA